AUGCGUAUAGCGAUGCAUCUGCUGCUGCUACUUCUAUACUUUUUUUUGCUGCCCUUCUCUGGCGCAAACAAAACAGAUGCUGCGCACGAAGCCAUAGCAACGAACACAAACAACUGGGCCGUGUUAGUGUCUACCUCGCGAUUCUGGUUCAAUUAUAGACAUAUGGCUAACGUUCUAAGUAUGUACAGAACUGUCAAGAGAUUGGGUAUCCCGGAUUCACAAAUAAUAUUGAUGCUGAGUGAUGAUGUGGCGUGCAAUUCGAGAAAUCUAUUUCCUGGAAGUGUGUUUAACAACAAAGAUCACGCUAUUGAUCUUUACGGUGAUUCUGUCGAGGUUGACUACAGAGGUUAUGAAGUUACUGUGGAGAACUUUAUAAGAUUAUUAACUGACAGAUGGACAGAAGAUCAUCCUAAAUCCAAACGGCUGCUGACAGAUGAAAAUUCUAAUAUUUUCAUAUAUAUGACAGGUCAUGGCGGUGAUGAUUUCUUAAAGUUUCAAGACGCUGAAGAGAUUGCCUCUGAAGAUAUUGCCGAUGCGUUUCAGCAAAUGUACGAAAAGAAAAGAUAUAAUGAGAUCUUCUUCAUGAUAGAUACUUGUCAGGCAAAUACGAUGUAUUCCAAGUUCUACUCUCCCAACAUUUUGGCUGUAGGCUCAAGCGAAAUGGAUGAAAGCUCGUAUUCACAUCAUUCAGAUGUAGAAAUAGGAGUGGCUGUUAUUGAUAGAUUCACAUACUACUGUUUAGAUUUUUUGGAGCAAAUUGACAAAAAUUCCACUUUAACCUUACAGGACCUUUUUGAUUCAUUUACGUUUGAAAGGAUUCACUCCCAUGUUGGUGUUAGAACUGAUUUGUUUGAUAGAGAUCCGUCAGAGGUUUUGAUUACUGAUUUUUUUGCCAAUGUACAGAAUGUGAUUCCCGACAAUUCGAAACCUCUUUCCAUAAGUCAUUAUCAUCACCACAAAGAUUAUAUCGAAACUGCUCAAUAUGAGCAUGACAAUAAUGUAUUAGAUUUGGCUCUGGAGAAAUACCAUAGAAACAUCACUUCCUCCAAAGUUGACAAAAUCAUUACACAUAUUAAGUCCAGCAAUGUUUUGAAUGUUGACAUAGAUUCUAAUGAAUAUUCCUUCUCUUCUUUCAAACGAUCAGCUUCAUUAGUACUGGUACAUAUAAUAGCGAUCGUGUUCUUCAUGUUGAGAGGAAACACUAGUAAAGCGACACAUGACCUGUACACUAGUUGA
Messenger RNA from Saccharomyces mikatae IFO 1815, 1236 nucleotides. RefSeq names its product GPI-anchor transamidase (gene GPI8). Gene Ontology annotation, molecular function: GPI-anchor transamidase activity. Gene Ontology annotation, biological process: protein localization to cell surface; attachment of GPI anchor to protein; proteolysis. NCBI's taxonomy places the organism in Eukaryota, Fungi, Ascomycota, Saccharomycetes, Saccharomycetales, Saccharomycetaceae. The transcript has a single exon. Bases 1 to 1236 code for a protein of 411 amino acids. The record is from RefSeq and is a predicted model, not a curated record. Gene Ontology annotation, cellular component: GPI-anchor transamidase complex.